This is a messenger RNA of Laccaria bicolor S238N-H82, 1676 nucleotides long. RefSeq lists its product as uncharacterized. The transcript is spliced from 2 exons. The record is from RefSeq and is a predicted model, not a curated record. NCBI's taxonomy places the organism in Eukaryota, Fungi, Basidiomycota, Agaricomycetes, Agaricales, Hydnangiaceae. The annotation marks the transcript as partial.
GUUUCGUCUGCUUGUUGCUUUCUUGUCGCUCUCUUCUUGCUUCGCUAUCCACUUUCAGUUUCACGAAUUUGAAAUGGCCGCCCAAUUGCCUAAUGUCCAAUUCGCCUUCCUUGCAACCCCCCCUGCAUUGAAAAAGCGUGCCCAGCCCCUUCCUUCUCCUCCUCUUGCCCCUCUUCCUGCCCGUCCAACCACCACCCACGUCCACCGCCGCCGCUCGAGCACAUUUAACGCUAUCUCUAAUUGGGCAGCUACCGUCCAACCCGGCUCUCCUGCACCUUGUUCACCCAAGCGGCGUCCGUCUGUGUCCAGCACCCGCAGACCCUCCAUCACCCGUCUCACCCGUCGCCCAUCCAUAGGCCACGGCCGUGCCCCCUCCGGCUCCUUCAUCAACCUCAUCGACACGCCCAGCCCAGCAUCCACCAAAGCCUUCGAUCUCACCCAACUAGGCUACACAUCCGUCUUCGUCCAUCUCCCCAAAACACCCACCACACCCUCCCCCUACCUCCUCCCUCGCGCUCCUCCAGUUCCAUCUGCACAAAAAUCCACUAACGUCCCACUGACAGCCGUCGAGAAUCCCUACACACACAUCCCCAUCCCACCCAUCCCAGCCGAAAAGCCAAAACCAAUGAAACGCUUCCGCUCCCUCUCCAUCCUCCGCCCCCGCUCCAAAUCCACCUCUGCCCCUUCUUCCCCAACAAAAUCCGUUAAAUCCACCACAUCCACCGCAAAAGCCACCAAAGCCCAGAUCUGCUGCGCAACCUCCUCCACGACGAAGCGCAAAAAGGCAGCAUACGCCGUCCGCCGCCCCCCACCCCUCGCCAACGAGCUCGCGAUCAUGCAGUUCUCGGAAGGAGGAAGCACGGAGACUAAUAUCCGGCGCAUGAUGGAGGCGCAGGCGAGGGCUACGGGGGCUAGCGGGGUAUCGGAUGUUUAUAGGGAUGGGAAGGGCGGGUUUUGGUGGGAUCAGGAUGAGGAGUUGGAAUAUGCGCCUCUUUUGGGAGGUGCGGGUGUGGAUUGUGAGGAUGCGGAUGAGGAGAUGCAGUGGGUUAGUUUUGCGGAUGUUAGUCAUGUGAGCGAUAAGGAAAAUUCCUCCCCGGACGUCCUGGCCAUUGCUGGCUUGGCAGAUGUGGUUCGACGCGAUAGCGUGUCCUCGCAAGACUCGGACCUCGACCCAGUCUACAUGAUGCACACGGACCAAGUCGAGGAGAUCACCAACGACGUACGCAAAUUCGGGGGAGGGAGCGUCCCUGGUUUGAGUGUCCUCUCACUACCUUCCCGACCCCGCCGUGCCGCGAAACAUCUUAGGAAACCAGAGUUUAUGGUUGACAUGGCGGCGUUUGGACCUAGGUCGCCUGUCAAGGGGAAGUUCUCUGCUCUAUCGCCUGCGGCGGUGAAGCCAAAGGGGAAAGCGAGGAGACGGCCUGCGCCGUUGAAGCUUGCGCCUUUGUAUACGCUGCAGCAUCCUAAGAGGCCUACUAAUUCGCCUCAACAGGCGAACGCGAGGAAGGAGUUUAUGGAUGAUUCGUUUGCGCCUGCGCCGUUGCCUGUAGCUCCCCCUGCUACCCCCCUCAUCCCCGAUACGCCGCUUUUACAGACGCGGAAUAUGGGAGCGAUGAAGUCUGUCGAUUCGCUCGCCCUCCGCGGUGGGAAGAAGCCUGGUAAUAGGCUUAUGAAGG